CCCGGGUACCCCGCUUUGAGCCGCCCUGACAGGAGCCUUCUGACCCCGCCUCUGCAUGCAGGGGCGCUCCGUGUGACGCGGGGCUGGAACAAAAAUCCAGUAUGGCGGAAUCUGUCAGGAGAUGAUUUUCUCUGCCGCCCCCCCUCCGCGUCCCGCGCUCACACCGACGAAGCUCGCGGAGCCUGGCAUGGCAGAGCCAUCGACCCGGCGGGCGGACAGGACGGCCGGCCCGCGGCAGGUUGAUGCUUAGAAAGCUGCAGUUGUUGACCCGUCAGGCUGAUGGGGAUUGGCUGGAGGUCCGCUUCCCGUUUCCACUUGAACCGGCUGGAUUUGUGGCGUCAGCCCAAGCGAGAACACAGACCUGAGCUCACACUCGAAGGGAUCACUGCCCCGCCGCCACCUGCACCUGAACACGCCGCACACCUGCCGCGCUCUCUGAGGCGCCCACCCACCUGUCAGUGAUGACGUCCCACAGCCAGCAAGAGGGAAUCCUGGGAAAGGAGCCGCCGCUGGAGGUGCUGAAGACGUCUGCGCUGAACCACAUCCCAACAGUGGACAUCAACUCUGCGCUGCCGCUGCGUCUGCCUCCCGCCGCCAUCCCCAUGGACCUUCGCGUGGACCACCAGCAGCAGGCGUCCUCGCUGUCCCCCCCUGGCCAGCAGUCGCCCGGGCCUCUGGGGGGGGGGCAGGGCGUGGUGGCGGCCUCCAUGCGUGAGCAGCAGCUGCAGCAGGAGCUGCUGACGCUGAAGCAGAAGCAGCAGAUCCAGCGGCAGAUCCUCAUCGCCGAGUUCCAGCGGCAGCACGAGCAGCUGUCCCGCCAGCAUGAGGCCCAGCUUCAGGAGCACAUCAAGCAGCAGCAGGAGCUCCUGGCUCUGAAGCACCAGCAGGAGCUGCUGGAGCACCAGAGGAAGAUGGAGAACCACCGUCUGGAGCAGGAGCUGGAGAAGCAGCAGCGGGAGCAGAAGCUGCAGCUGCUGAAAAACAAGGAGAGGGGCCAAGAGAGUGCCGUGGCCAGCACUGAGGUGAAGAUGCGUCUCCAAGAGUUUGUCUUGAACAAGAAGAAGGCUCUGGCCCAAAGGAGCCUGAAUCAAGGAGGUCUCCCCAACGACGCUCCCUACUGGUACCGGAAAACCCAGCACAGCUCCUUGGACCAGAGCUCCCCCCCACAGACCGGCGUGUCCACCUACAACCACCCCGUGUUGGGCGUCUACAACCCCCGGGACGACUUCCCACUUCGAAAAACAGCCUCCGAGCCCAACCUAAAGCUGCGCUCCCGCCUGAAGCAGAAGGUCAGCGAGCGCCGCAGCAGCCCGCUCCUCCGCCGCCGCGACAGCCCCAUCACCACCGCCAAGAAACGCUCGCUGGACAUAGCAGAUUCAGCGUGCAGCAGCGCUCCGGGUUCGGGCCCUAGCUCCCCGAACAACAGCUCCAACAACAUCCCCAACGAGAACGGCGUCGCCGUGACGGUUUCCAACAGCAUGGAGGUGUCUCUAGCCCAGCGGCUCUGCGGCGGCGCCGAGGCGGGCUCCGUGAACCAGCUGUCUCUCUACACCUCGCCAUCCCUGCCCAACAUCACCCUGGGGCUUCCCGCCACCGCCACAGCCACCGCCGCCUCCAACGUCACCUCCACCCAGCAGGAUGGAGGUCUGCAGCCAGCCCUCUCCCUCAGCCCGCCUUUCCUCUCCGGCGCCCACCUGACCCCCUACCUAUCAGAGUCGGCCGGCGGGCACGGCGCCCACAGCCCGCUGCUUCAGCACAUGGUUCUGAUGGAGCAGAGUCCGGCUCAGAGCCCCCUGGUGACGGGUGUUGGCGGUCUGUCCAUGUCGUCGGCGUCCAUGGCCAAGCUGCAGCGGCCGCACCGGCCCCUGGGGAGGACCCAGUCGGCGCCGCUGCCUCAGGGGAGCGCCGCUCAGGCCCACGCCCAGGCGCUGGCGCUGCAGCAGCUGGUGGUCCAGCAGCAGCACCAGCAGUUCCUGGAGAAGCACAAGCAGCAGUUCCAGCAGCAGCUGCACCUCAACAAGAUUAUGGCUAAGCCCAGCGAGUCCCCCGUGGGACGACAGCACCAGAGCCACCCCGAGGAGACGGAGGAGGAGCUGCGGGAACACCAAGAAGGAGGAUGCCUCCCGCCGGGGGUCAUCAUCAAGCAGGAGCCUCCUGACCCCCAGGAGGUGCAGGAGGAGGCGCUGCAGCAGCAAAGGGAGCGGGAGAAUCAGGCGGAGCAGGAGCUGCUUUUCCGACAGCAGGCGCUCCUGCUGGAGCAGCAGAGGAUCCACCAGCUGAGGAACUAUCAGGCCUCCAUGGAGGCUGCCGGCUUGUCCAUCUCCUUCCCGGGGCACCGCCCCCUGUCCAGGGCGCAGUCCUCGCCAGCCUCCGCGUCCUCCUUCCCCAUCAGCGUCCCUUCACCGGAUCCUCCCAUCAAGCCUCGCUUCACCACAGGGCUGGUGUACGACUCCCUGAUGCAGAAGCACCAGUGCAUGUGCGGAAACACCAACAGCCACCCGGAGCACGCCGGGCGCAUUCAGAGCAUCUGGUCGCGGCUGCAGGAGACGGGGCUGCGGGCGCAGUGCGAGUGUAUCCGCGGGAGGAAGGCCACUCUGGAGGAGCUGCAGACGGUCCACUCCGAGGCCCACGUUCUGCUGUACGGAACCAAUCCACUGCGGCAGAAACUGGACUGUAAGCCCCCGCCGCGGUCAGGACGACGCCAUCGCCAAACCGCUUCUCUAAACUGUUCUUCUGCCUCCUCGUCUUCAGGUUCCAUCACCCCCAUGUUUGUCCGGCUGCCGUGUGGAGGGGUGGGGGUUGACAGCGACACCAUCUGGAAUGAGGUUCACUCGUCCAGCGCCGCUCGGCUCGCCGUCGGUUCCGUGGUGGAGCUGGUUUUUAAAGUGGCGACGGGAGAGCUAAAGAACGGUUUCGCCGUGGUCCGGCCUCCUGGACACCACGCUGAGGAAAGCACCCCCAUGGGUUUCUGCUACUUCAACUCGGUGGCCAUCGCAGCCAAGCUGCUGCAGCAGAGGCUGAGCGUCAACAAGGUCCUCAUCGUGGACUGGGACGUGCACCAUGGCAACGGGACCCAGCAGGCGUUUUACGACGACCCCAACGUGCUCUACAUCUCCGUUCAUCGCUACGACGACGGGAACUUCUUCCCUGGAAGCGGCGCCCCUGACGAGGUGGGCAGCGGUCCUGGAGUCGGAUUCAACGUCAACGUGGCCUUCACCGGAGGCCUGGACCCCCCCAUGGGAGACGCCGAGUACCUCGCUGCCUUCAGGUCGGUGGUGAUGCCCAUAGCCAAUGAGUUUGCCCCAGAUAUCGUGCUGGUUUCUUCUGGCUUCGACGCCGUGGAGGGACACCCCCCACCGCUGGGCGGCUACACUCUGACCUCCAAAUGUUUUGGAUAUCUGACCAAGCAGCUGAUGACGCUCGCCGGGGGCAGGCUGGUGCUGGCGCUGGAGGGGGGUCACGACCUCACAGCCAUCUGCGACGCCUCCGAGGCCUGCGUGGCCUCCCUUCUCGGCCAGGAGCUGGACCCGCUGCCGAAGUCCGUCCUGGAGCAGAGGCCUAACGCCAACGCCGUCCGCUCUCUGGAGAAGGUUAUAGAGACCCACUGUAAAUACUGGCGCUCCGUGCAUCGCUACUCGCCACGACUGGGACUGUCGCUGCUGGAGGCCAAGCGAGCAGAUUCGGAGGAGGCUGAGACCGUCAGUGCCAUGGCCUCCCUGUCCGUGGCCAACAGCAGCACCAUGGAUCAAAGGCCGGAGGAGGAGGAGCCCAUGGAGGAGGAGGCGCCGCUGUAACGGCGGCAGAGGAGGUGUCGCAGCGUAACCUUUGACCUCUCCGGAGAAGAGUGGCGACCGAUCCUUUCAUUUAACCCCCUUAACCCCACUCACCACGUCAGUCACCUUGAUUGGCGGCCCCUCGGCCACAGACCAGGGAGAGGGGGUGGGCUCGGCCUCAGAGUAGGGAGCCAAUCAGAAGCCAGAAGACUGAAACCUUCAACAUAACGGCGUUGCUUGGCGGCACUCGCUCAGAGACUUGCGUUUUUUUCUCUGGGGCUCCGCGCCCCCUCCCGCUAGCCCGCGGCGGCGGCGUGGAGUGCGUCUGGAGCGGGAGUGUCGUGGAAAGGUGCAGUGCUUUAUGCCGUCUGACAUUCAGAGGCGGCCGCCCCUACGCAGUCGGGGGGGGGGGUCUCUUUUCUUAACUCCUUUCCCUACAGAACAGUGGGGGGGCCACGGCGACUUGAGCCGCGCUCACUGUGGAUUUUUGGCAUAAGAAGGCUUUGACGAAGACUCGCCGCCUGUGGGCGGGUUGGCGAGUAGGAGGAGUGCCUUGGUGAGGGUCCGCUUGAUUUCUGGAUCGUUCAGGAUGAGAUUGCCUUAAAGAUUUUUCCCGCCGUGGAAAGCGGCGGCAGGGGGAAGGCGGGAAAGCCAACAAUCCUUCAGCAUGUUUACUCGGGACGUGAUGAAGACAGCGUCGAUGUCUCUCACAGCUUCUCCUGAAGAGUUACUUUACUUUUGGAUGGAUCUAUUUUUCUGUACAAAACUAUAAAAAGAGAAAGAAACUGCUUUGUAAAGGUAGUUGCCAGCUUCAGUAGAAAAAAGGUGCAAACAUGAGAAAAAAAAAGUCUGAAUUAGAUCGCCAACUCUGAAAAAAGGUCUAGCCUUUAAUGUAGCUUCCCUUUAAGCGUGGCUUCGUACUCCACUGAAGAGCAUGCGUCCGAGCACGCCACGUUCCUGAAUGUUCUUCAACACUGACAGCAAGACAAGGCCAAAGCAUGAGUCUGCAUUCUCACGCCGCUUCGCCCAACCAGGAUUUUGGCGGGCCCCGACGCCCGCCUGGAUGUUUACGACUCCACCUGGGAUCAGGCGCCGUUUCUGGGCGCAUCUGUCGGUUGGCAACUACCUUCUUGUGAGCUGAACAUAGCUGGUGUGUUUUGAUCUGAGUAUAUUCUGACAGGCAGCAGUCCGUCGAGUGUUUGGUUUCUGCGCGUCCAUAUCACAAGCACGUUUGUCCGCUCUUUGUUUUUUACUGCGCAAGAUUAUUUUUCUAACUUUUUUCAUGCAUUUGUUGUGUUUUUAUCCAUUGUCUGGAUAGUUGUAGGGCUGCCAUUCACAUUCGGACGCGUUCUUUACUGUAUUUAUCAAAAACGAGGAGCAACACUCCCUUUCUUUCUUUCUUUCUUUCUUUCUUUCUGCGGCUCUGUCAGCCGCUCUGCGUUUUCAUCUGCUUUGUAUUUAUAACAUGUACGGUUUAUAAGAGAUUUGUAUAUGGACAGUUUACAAAUGUACUCCUAACUGAUGACAGCUAUGAUAUUGUGGGUGACUGCCGCCGCCGCCGCAGCAGCGUGCUGGACGUUACUCCUCCAUGGACUCCUCAAACACGAGCAGCACAUCAAACUUCUCGUCAACUGCAACGUUGUUUUCAUGUCGCCCUCCAGGGGGCGCCGGCUUGAUCGCCUGGCCCACGCUCUCCUCCUUGUGCGUGGGUGUAUUUACUUUGUAGUCCGAAGAGGAGUGCGUCUAAUGCGGUGUCGGGAAGAGGAAGAGCUGUCUUGCCUUUGCCACCAGUAAUGUCCAACAUGCCAACAUGUACGGAAGGCAAAAAGGGACAAAAUUUCAAUACCUUUCUAUGAUCUAAUGUUCAAUAUUUAAAUAGGAAAUGAUUGCACACUACAUUUAUUUUUUUAUUUAAAAACAUAUCAAAACAUGUCCAAAUAAACAUUCAAGCCUAAAAUAAUUUGAUUAAAACACAGAUUAAAAAAGAUAAAUUGGCAAACAUAAAUGUUUGCAGUAAAUAUUUAAAAAAUAUUUUCCACUUUAAUGACUUUAACAGUUUAGUUACAAUAAAAUGAAACAUUCAUCUCAACUAAACGCAUUACAAAAUGAUUCUCAUAAGUUCCCUGACUUUGAAGGGGGGACUUUUAUUUUUGUCCCUUUUGGCCUUCUGUAGAUUGGAACUCCUGACUUUGAGUUUUUCCACCUAACGGUGAACAUCACUUAAACUUCAUAUCAUUUCAUGAACUUGUGAGGUUUGAGAAGAACUUCUUCAUAUCCGACAGAAACAUUCCACUCAUUUCAUUUGGCAUUUUUUCCAUUUCUACCAGUGAAACUGAGCUCCUUUUGUAGACGUUUUUUCCUUUUUCGCCGUCUGCUCGCGACAACUUUUACUCUGCAUGGUUUGUGAGUCCGCAUGCCUGCUUGUCUAUGUAACUAAAAUGUAUUUGCACAACAGAAGAAGAACACUGGAGGACUCUGAAGCCCAACAACCGUUCAGGUUUCCAUCCUCUGAGAAAGACUUUAGUCCAAACGACUGGGAAGCAUUUGAAAAUCCAGCUGGAGUUUUUUCCCGCACUUGGGACGCGUUACGGACUGUGUUUGAGAGAGACGAGCUCUGCCAGACCUCUGCUGCCCUGAAGACUAAGACUCCCAAAGAAUGUUCCGCUUCAGAGAUCCUUUCUGCGUCCACAGACGGUUUGGGAAAAAAGGGCAUCGUCGCUGAUUGUCACACUCACCUCGGCCAGUUCUAUAUAUAUAUAGAUAUAACCACUGUGGCUCAAGAGCAAACCCUGGUUUACAUGUAAAUGGGUAAAAACUUUUUGUUUGUCGUUUGUCCGUAUUGAUAAAAACUGUUAUCUUUCUUUGGGACCUACGCUUUGAACAUUUCAUCUCUGACAUCUAUAGAAUAUAUUUCUCAAAAAGACAAA
Molecule: messenger RNA, 6700 nt
Organism: Oryzias melastigma (Indian medaka)
Lineage: Eukaryota; Metazoa; Chordata; Actinopteri; Beloniformes; Adrianichthyidae
Product: histone deacetylase 4
Exons: 26
Coding region: 462-3794 (1110 amino acids)
Biological process (GO): negative regulation of transcription by RNA polymerase II; chromatin organization
Cellular component (GO): histone deacetylase complex
Molecular function (GO): histone deacetylase activity
Source: RefSeq, a predicted model, not a curated record